CUGUCACCGAUAUAUUUGGUUGACAAAACUGCGAUAGUUGUACAUUUCAAAUUAAUUACAAUGAAUGUUGCAAAUUCCCCAAGCGAUGAAGAAUUGCUUAUUAAGAAAUUUGGCAAUAGACAUGUUCAAAUGAUAUUUCUUUUUCUCGUUUGUAGUCUUUGCAUGGCCCAAAGAACCAACCUUAGUAUAGCUAUUGUGGCUAUGACAGGAAAAAAUUCUACCAGUGCUAAUCCGGACGUACCAAUUUAUAAUUGGGACAAAGUAAGCAUCAUUGUAGGAGGUUUCUUCUAUGGUUACCUUGUGCUUCAAAUCCCUUCUGGUUUCAUAGCAAAAUUUUACUCGUCUAAGCACUUGCUUCUUUGGAGUUUCUUUAUCAAUACCGUGGCCUUUAUACUAAUACCAGUAAUAGCUGAUGUCGGAGGAGCUGAUGCGGUUAUUGUUAUGAGGUUCAUCCAAGGGCUUGGACAGGGUUGCCUUUUCCCUUGUGCGCAAACGAUCUUGGGUCGAUGGUCUCCACCGUCGGAGCGCAGCACGUUUGGUGGCAUAGUAUUUUCUGGCAUAAACGUUGGAUCUGUGGUGUCGUUCUUCACAACAGGGUUUAUCUGUGCUUCUUGGCAGGGUUGGCCUUAUUCCUUCUAUUUAUGGGGAUUACUGGGCUUAGUAUGGUGCCUUUUAUACUUUUUUUUCGGAUUUAGCAAGCCCGCCGAUAAUCCGCGGAUAAAUCCUGAAGAACUGGAUUAUAUACAGCGCACGUUGCACCAAACAGCAGCAGAUAAGGAACCAAAAUUACCCUUUAAACAGAUCAUGUUGAGUGUUCCUUUUUGGGCAACGGCAUCUGCAAAUAUUGGCAACUCAUUCGCCUAUACCACCAUGAUGACUCAAGUGUCAAUUUACUUAGCGAAUGUGAUGAAAUUCAAAAUAGGCGCAAACGGUAUGGUAAGUGCUUGUCCCUACAUAGCAGCUUCCAUAAUGGGAUGGGUAUAUUCUCCUAUCUCAGAUUGCUUAAUACAAAAGCACAUUUUAAGAAGAGUUAAUGCCAGAAGGUUUUUCCAGUGUUUCGGUGCAUACGGAAUGGGUAUCUCAUUGAUAAUGGUCGGAUAUUUUUCAAAUACACAGUUCCUAGCAGUUUUUCUUCUAACCCUAGCUAAUAUGUUUUACGCGGCAACACUUUGUGCGUACUCCUUAAGUCAAGUCGAUUUGUCGCCAAAAUUUUGUGGAAUUAUGUAUGGGAUCAGCAAUUCUCUAUCAUUUGUUGUUGGAAUGUUUUCAACAGUUCUUGUAUAUUACAUUGUUACAGAUGACGAAAACAGACAUCAAUGGCAAAUAGUAUUUAUAAUAACAGCAGUAAUUUAUAUUGCUUCAGCCACAAUAUAUGCGAUUUUUGUUACUGCAGAUCGACAGCCGUGGGAUAGCGCUCCAGAAGAUCUUCCAACAACUCCAACUACAUAACAACAACGUACAUAACAGUUUGGUUUAUAUAAAUAAAAAGCUAAUCUUUAAA
Molecule: messenger RNA, 1501 nt
Organism: Anthonomus grandis grandis
Lineage: Eukaryota; Metazoa; Arthropoda; Insecta; Coleoptera; Curculionidae
Product: putative inorganic phosphate cotransporter
Exons: 8
Coding region: 61-1449 (462 amino acids)
Biological process (GO): transmembrane transport; monoatomic anion transport
Cellular component (GO): plasma membrane
Molecular function (GO): transmembrane transporter activity
Source: RefSeq, a predicted model, not a curated record